UUGGCAUCAGUCACGUUGUUAGAAGUUAUGCUCUUUGUUUUGCCUUUAUCAUAUUACCUUACAUUAAUAUCUCGCAUUAUGUCAGUGUUUAGAGAACGAAUUGGAAGAGCUCGUUAAGAAGGUGGUAGAAGCGAACGAGCGUGGCAUUAAGGCGCGAGUCAAAGAACCACUGGAGCCGAGCUGGAGCUUCGGACAGGCGUUCUUCUUCUGUGGCACUUUGGUCAGCACCGUCGGUUAUGGCCAGAUUUCACCUACGACCGCAGCCGGUAAGGCGUUUACGAUAUUCUACUGCAUCUUCGGCAUCCCUAUGUUUCUGGUAUUGCUGACCGGUUUCGUAAGCCACAUCAAGGCACCGGCCGUGUGGCUUCUCGUCAGGCUUCGAUCU
Molecule: messenger RNA, 385 nt
Organism: Soboliphyme baturini
Lineage: Eukaryota; Metazoa; Nematoda; Enoplea; Dioctophymatida; Soboliphymatidae
Source: the annotation of a GenBank genome assembly